This is a messenger RNA of Gastrolobium bilobum, 1894 nucleotides long. RefSeq names its product WRKY transcription factor 72A-like. The record is from RefSeq and is a predicted model, not a curated record. NCBI's taxonomy places the organism in Eukaryota, Viridiplantae, Streptophyta, Magnoliopsida, Fabales, Fabaceae. Bases 1 to 1794 code for a protein of 597 amino acids. Gene Ontology annotation, molecular function: sequence-specific DNA binding; DNA-binding transcription factor activity. The transcript is spliced from 5 exons. Gene Ontology annotation, biological process: regulation of DNA-templated transcription.
AUGGAGUUCGCUUCGGGGAGAUCUGUUCUUGGAGGUGGUGGACUCAAGGAAGAGAAGAGAAGUGAUGAGCAUAGUAUUGGUGAUGAUGAAGGUCGUCAUAAACAAGAGAAUAUUGUCGAGGAGGCGCCCAAGGCUAAUACCGAAAGAUCCAUGCUGGAGGCUGGACCAAGCACAUCCUCAGCCAAAAAGGAAGAGGUGGAUGAUCAGCUUGAGACUACUAAAGCCGAAAUGGGUGAAGUGAGAGAAGAAAAUCAACGGUUAAAGAUACGUUUGAACAAAAUGAUGAAUGAAUACCGGACACUAGAAAUGCAAUUUCAUGAUAUAGUUAAGCAAGGAACAAAAAAGAGUGCUAAGAAAGGAAAUGAUAACCAUCAAGAAAUUAUAGAGGAAUCAGAUCUUGUUUUCCUCAGUCUUGGAAGAGCUCCGAGUAAUCCAAGAAAUGAUGAGAAAGUUAUUAAAGUCUCUAAACCUUGGAAGGAUGAAGAGUUUAAUGAAAACUUGACUCUUGGACUAGACUUCAAAUUUGAAACAUCAAAAUCAGGAAGCACAACUGAAGCUUUGCCAAAUCCAAGCCCAGCCAAUAGUUCUGAAGUACGAAAAGAAGAAGCUGGAGAAACUUGGUCACAUACUAAGGCACUCAAGACUCUGAGAGAUACAGAGGAUGAAGUUUCUCAGCAAAAUCCUUCAAAGAAAGCUAGAGUUUGCGUGAGAGCAAGAUGUGACACCCCAACAAUGAAUGAUGGAUGCCAAUGGAGGAAAUAUGGACAAAAGAUUGCAAAGGGAAAUCCUUGCCCUCGGGCUUACUAUCGUUGCACAGUUGCACCAUCAUGCCCAGUAAGAAAACAGGUGCAAAGAUGUGUUGAGGACAUGUCAAUUUUAAUCACUACCUAUGAAGGGACCCACAACCACCCUCUUUCUCUUUCAGCUACUGCAAUGGCUUCCACAACUUCUGCAGCUGCUUCCAUGCUAUUAUCUGGUUCAUCAAGCUCUCACUCUGGCACAAUGCCUUCAACAACCACAACCAACAAUGCUGCUAAUCUCUAUGGCCUGAAUUUCUAUUUACCAGAUGGUUCCAAAUCAAAGCAGUUAUUCCUGUCUAACCCUGCACUAUCAUCUUCACCUUCACAUCCAACCAUCACUCUUGACCUCACUUCAAACCCAAGCUCUUCCUCAUCUCCCUUUGUUAGAUUUACUUCAAACUACAACCAACCUAGAUACCCUUCAUCCACAAGCCUAAACUUCAGUGCUUCCUCAGAAUCCUCCAAUGCAAUGUCUUGGAGCAAUGGGUUCCUCAACUACGGUACUCGACCAUAUAACAAUAAUAGGAACAUUCUUAGCAAUGUAAACUUUGGAAGACAACCAAUGGAAAAUAUCUACCAAUCCUAUAUGCAAAAGAACAACAACUCAAUCCCUCCUCAAAGUGCUCAAAAUGCUCAACCAGAUAAUAUAUCUGCAGCAACGAAAGCAAUCACAGAAGACCCUACUUUUCAAUCAGCUUUGGCAGCAGCACUUACUUCAUUUAUUGGAGCAGGAACUGAUAUUGGAAGCAUCCAAGGAAAUCAAGGUGUUGGAGAAAACUUGGGUCAGAAAAUGAAAUGGGCAGAGCUGUUUUCAGCGUCUAAUACUUUGCCUUCAACUUCGAAAGUCAAUGGUUGUGCAUCGAGCUUCUUGAACAAAACAUCCACGAAUACACAAACGGGAAGUUUAACAUUGCUACCACCGUCUUUGCCAUUUUCUUCUCCCUCCAAAAGUGCAUCUGCAUCUCCUGGUGAUAAUAGCGAUAACACCAAAUAAUCGGUUGUAUUUGUCUUUUUAGAUUGCAUUGAUGUAAUUGAGAGAGAUGCUGAGAAAAUUUUAGCAUAUAGUCAUAUUUGAACAUUGUUGAACAUAUAUG